GAACGUGACAAGCAGUACUUGACAAAAGCAAUUGUGUCGGAAUUGGUACAAGCACUGAAGUUUAAGUGCGAUAUGAAUGAGCACAAUUACAUGACGAUAGUGGAUUUGAUACUGCAGGAUGCUGGAGAGAACGUUUCCGAGGAAAUUGCUGAUGACCAGUACAAUACAGCAGCGUGCGAUGCUGUGCGACCACAUCUUUUCGAUAUCAUCGAAUUCAUAUCGGACUUGCACGUACUUACCAAAGUCAAGAAAAUCACCAAUUUGGACAACAUCGGCGGUGACAUCAAAUCAUCGUUAUCGCAGGUGGUUGCUGUUGAAAUGAGCAGAUCAAGCCUACGCGAUUCGCGUACAGUGGUACCUACUCUUCUUAAUAGUUGUAGUUUAAUGGGAGUUUGUUGCUUUGUACAUGUUUUUGCCAGCACUGAGUGA
Gongylonema pulchrum is the source of this 429-nucleotide messenger RNA. Lineage: Eukaryota; Metazoa; Nematoda; Chromadorea; Rhabditida; Gongylonematidae. The record is from the annotation of a GenBank genome assembly.